CUCAUUGAGUUAUGAUUAAUUUCUUUUUUUUUUUUUUUGGGCACGGUGAGAUUGUGUUAGGAACAUAACUCAUUGAACAUUAACAUGGCAGCAACAGCAGCAAUUCGUGUCGAACAACUCAACCAAUUAAAGGAAAUUUUCGCUCGAUUCGACAUGGAUUCCGAUGGUAGCCUCACCAUUUUAGAGCUUGCAGCAUUGUUAAGGUCCCUAGGACUCAAGCCCUCUGGUGAUCAAAUUCAUGUGCUCUUAGCUAACAUGGAUUCUAAUGGCAAUGGGUUCAUAGAAUUUGAUGAAUUAGUCAAUGCCAUAUUACCUGAUAUGAAUGAAGAGAUUUUUAUAAAUCAAGACCAACUUUUAGAUGUGUUUCAAUUGUUCGAUCGCGAUGGUAAUGGCUACAUUAGCGCAGCGGAGCUAGCAGGGUCCAUGGCGAAAAUGGGUCAACCAUUAACGUAUACUGAGCUUAUGGAGAUGAUCGAGGAGGCAGAUGCAGAUGGUGAUGGUGUCAUUAGCUUCAAUGAAUUUACUUCUGUAAUGGCAAAGUCCGCCAUGGAAUUCUUAGGCCUGGCUUUGUCAUAACCUAUGGAUGGUAUGUUGUUUUUAUAAAACAAACAUCACAAUCAUUGUUAAUUAAUGUCAUUAAUUUGCUCACUAAUCUUAGAUUUUAGGGGGCUAAUAGACUUGUUUAUAUAGGCAUCUGUUGAUGGUGGAGAGAUUCUUUAAUUGUUGGGUACAAAAUGUUUAAUGUGCAUGAUUAAGAGGGAAGAGGGAGGGGAAACUAAAAUGGGGCUUCCAUUGUAU
Hevea brasiliensis (rubber tree) is the source of this 798-nucleotide messenger RNA. Its product is annotated as probable calcium-binding protein CML15. The record is from RefSeq and is a predicted model, not a curated record. The coding region runs from base 85 to 576 and encodes 163 amino acids. The transcript has a single exon. Gene Ontology annotation, molecular function: calcium ion binding; enzyme regulator activity. Lineage: Eukaryota; Viridiplantae; Streptophyta; Magnoliopsida; Malpighiales; Euphorbiaceae.